AUGCCGGUGGCGGGGCGCGUCCCGCGGCGGGGCAGCCCCGCGCCCCCCGCGCCGCCCCGCAGCCGCCGCCGCCGCGCCGCGAUGCCGGUGGCGGGGCGCGGGCAGCCCGCCUCCUGGCUGCUGGUGCUGGGCGCCGCCGCGCCCGCCCUCUGGCUGCGCUGCGUGCUCGCCGACUUCACGGUGGACAACGAGGUGCACUCCAGCUUCAUCCACCGGCGGCUGCGCGGCCCCGAGCGCCGCGAGAUGCAGCGGGAGAUCCUCUCCAUCCUCGGCCUGCCGCACCGCCCGCGGCCGCACCUCCACGGCAAGCACAACUCGGCCCCCAUGUUCAUGCUGGACCUUUACAAUGCCAUGUCCGUGGAGGAGGGGGCGGCGGGGGCCGCCGCCGAGGACGGCGAGGGCUUCUCUUACCCCUACAAGCCCAUCUUCAGCACCCAGGGGCCGCCUCUGGCCAGCCUGCAGGACAGCAACUUCCUCACCGAAGCUGACAUGGUCAUGAGCUUCGUCAACUUGGUGGAGCAUGACAGGGAGUUCCACCACCAGCGCUGCCACUACCGAGAGUUCAGGUUCGACCUCUCGCGGAUCCCCGAGGGGGAGGCGGUGACGGCGGCCGAGUUCAGGAUCUACAAGGAUUUCAUCCGCGAGCGCUUCGACAACGAAACCUUCCAGAUCAGCGUCUACCAGGUCCUGCAGGAGCACCCGGGGAGGGAUUCAGAUCUGUUCCUGCUGGACUCCAGGACGAUCUGGGCUGCAGAGGAAGGGUGGCUGGUGUUCGACAUCACCGCCACCAGCAACCACUGGGUGGUGAAUCCCCAGCACAACCUGGGCCUGCAGCUCUCCGUGGAGGGCAUUGAUGGACAAAGCAUCAACCCCAAGCUGGCGGGGCUCAUUGGGAGGCAGGGCCCCCAGAACAAGCAGCCCUUCACCGUGGCCUUCUUCAAGGCCACCGAGGUGCACCUGCGCAGCAUCCGCUCCACGGGCGGCAAGCAGAGGAGCCAGAACAGAUCCAAAACACCAAAGAACCAGGAGGCAUUCCGGGUCUCCAACAUUGCAGAGAACAGCAGCAGUGACCAGCGACAGGCCUGCAAGAAACACGAGCUCUACGUCAGCUUCAGGGACCUGGGGUGGCAGGACUGGAUCAUUGCUCCGGAGGGCUACGCUGCCUAUUACUGUGAAGGAGAAUGUGCUUUCCCCCUGAAUUCCUACAUGAAUGCUACAAACCAUGCCAUUGUACAGACACUGGUUCACUUUAUAAACCCAGAGACUGUGCCGAAGCCCUGCUGUGCCCCUACACAACUCAACGCCAUCUCAGUGCUCUAUUUUGAUGACAGCUCCAAUGUUAUCUUAAAAAAAUACAGGAACAUGGUGGUACGAGCAUGUGGCUGCCACUAGGCUUGUAGGACAGAGGAAGAAAAAGAAGUUAUUUGUAAAGAGUGGGUUUGUGUGGCUGUGUGGGGUUGGGGGAAAGGUUGGUACUCCAGCCAUGGGUUUAAAAAAGUCCCAAACCAUUUUAGGACCAGGCCUCUGAAAGUUCAGACAAUGGAGCAGUUUCUGGAUCUGAAGAGGCAUUUGAACACAUUUUGUUUUAGUUUAUUACAGACAAUGAGCUUGUAAACUGAAACAAGCCAGAGAAACCGUUUAAAACCAAAUCUGCUUACAAAAUUGGCUCCUACAGUACAUACUUUUGCAAAUGAGUCUUUCUGGAGAUUGCAAACUCACCAGUGUUGAUUGUGAGUAAAACAGUAAUAAUCUAUCCAAGGUGAGACUGUGCUGUGACUAAUAAGUGUGUGUAGUUCCUGUAACACGGUUUGCAAUAAAAUAAGUGAACAAAA
Messenger RNA from Melospiza georgiana, 1832 nucleotides. RefSeq names its product bone morphogenetic protein 7 (gene BMP7). Gene Ontology annotation, biological process: SMAD protein signal transduction. Gene Ontology annotation, cellular component: extracellular region. The transcript is spliced from 7 exons. Gene Ontology annotation, molecular function: growth factor activity; cytokine activity. The coding region runs from base 1 to 1392 and encodes 463 amino acids. The record is from RefSeq and is a predicted model, not a curated record. NCBI's taxonomy places the organism in Eukaryota, Metazoa, Chordata, Aves, Passeriformes, Passerellidae.